Bufo bufo (common toad) is the source of this 1331-nucleotide messenger RNA. Its product is annotated as ketosamine-3-kinase-like. The transcript is spliced from 7 exons. The record is from RefSeq and is a predicted model, not a curated record. Lineage: Eukaryota; Metazoa; Chordata; Amphibia; Anura; Bufonidae. The coding region runs from base 136 to 1149 and encodes 337 amino acids.
UCUCCUGACGCCCUGGUGUGCACCCGAGGGGAUUUACACACAAAGAACGCUCCACCUUCCAAGGUCUGGGCCACAAAAAGUUCAGAGCAGAGUGGAGGAGACCAUCAAGAGCACCUUCACCACCCUGGGGAGAAGAUGGCAGACAAUCAGUGCCGUCUCCUGACGUCUCCAGACAUGAUUCAGCAUCGAAAGGAUCCGAGGAGCUACCUAGAGAUAGAGGAGCAGCUGAAGAACGUUCUCCGAACGUCCGUCCUCAUCCCGUGUGGACACGUUCAGGGCGGAUGUGUCAGCGAAGCGUGGAAGUUUCACACAGAUGAGGGGCGAGUGUUUGUGAAGUGCAAUUAUAGAGAUCAGGCUUUGAUCAUGUUUAAUGGGGAAAUGGCAAGUUUAGAGGCAAUUAGGAAAACCUGUACUGUGCGAGUGCCACAACCCGUCACCUUGACUGAGCUACCAGCAGGGGGAGCUGUAUUAAUUUUGGAAUGUAUGGAUUUGAAACCUAUUGGCAAAUUUGCUGAAAAACUGGGGGACCAGUUGGCAAAUUUGCAUGUACAUAAUAGGCUAAUGCAAAUUGAAAUGCUGAAAAACAGUGGAACGAUAGGUGAGCACAACAGGAAAGACUACCUGCGGACGGUGGAUAAGUUUGGGUUUCACACGACCACGUGCUGCGGAUACAUCCCACAGGAGAACGAAUGGCAGGAGGACUGGGUGACCUUCUUCACGUCUCAGCGUCUGCAGCCACAGGUCAGGCUGAUUGAGAGGGACUAUGGCGACCGGACACUUUUAGGACUAUGGUCUGAGCUGCAGGUGAAGAUCCAGAAUGCCUUCAGAGAUACCUCCAUCUUCCCGUCUCUCCUACAUGGUGAUCUGUGGGAAGCCAAUGUGGCGGAGGAUGACCACGGACCUGUUCUCUUUGACCCCGGCUCUUUCUACGGCCACUCAGAGUAUGAUCUGUCCAUCGGUGACAUGUUUGGAGGUCACUGUGUGGACUUCUACGAGGCCUACCACAGGAAGAUCCCCAAAUCCCCUGGGUUUGAGCUCCGACAACCUCUCUACCAGCUAUUCCACUCCUUAAAUAACUGGAACCACUUUGGCGCAGUGUUUAGGAGAAGCACUUUGAACCUCAUGAGAUACCUCCUCCAGAUCUUGUGACAGGUACAAAGAGCGUCAAAGAACCUGGACGGAUCUAGAACCCUUGGUUCCAGGACACUCAAGGCCAAUUACAGCAACUUUCUGGAUUACCAGAUGCCGGAUUGAAGCAAUCUCACAGCUUUUCAUGGGUUUUACAUGGUUCACAGUGUCCAUAUCUGCACGUAGUGUGGUCUACAGAUUUA